Molecule: messenger RNA, 399 nt
Organism: Australozyma saopauloensis
Lineage: Eukaryota; Fungi; Ascomycota; Pichiomycetes; Serinales; Metschnikowiaceae
Exons: 1
Coding region: 1-399 (132 amino acids)
Source: RefSeq, a predicted model, not a curated record
AUGAGUGCCACAUCUGAAAAAAGAUUCGACGAUAUCCCCAAAAGGUUCAUCGACCCACUUGUAUCAAAAGACAAGGAUGAAGGAUCUCGUGUCAAUGGAAAAGACUGGAAGAUCAAAAAAGAUGCCUUCAGAUUGAAGUCUGCCGGUGUCAGAAAGCUCAAUACAUGGAAACUCAGAGAGGAGAAGAAGCUUCAACAAGACCAGUAUAAGCAAAGGCUCAAUGACCUCAAGAAGGAGAAGUCUGACGAGAAGAGCAGAAAGGUGGAAGAGAUCAAGAAGAGAAGAGAAGCCAUCGAGGAGAAGAAACGUUACGAACAAAUUGCAUUGAAGAUGCACGCCAAGAAGGUCGAAAGAUUGAGAAAGAAGGAAAAGAGAAACAAAAUGUUGAAGGAGCGUUAG